GCGGUGUGGAGGCCGUGCGCUUCCCUCCCGCGUUCUGGUGGUUCGGUCCGGUGGCGCCGACGGCCGCGCUGCGGGCAGCGAGGGGCGAGCUGGCACCGCCGGGCCGCCAUGCGGCGCCGCUGUAGCGCCCGGCAGGAUGGGGUGGGGGCGAAGCGCGGCAGUGCGGGGCCGCGCCGCGAGGCCGCUGCCGUGCGGCCCUGCUGUCCUCUGCGGGAGCCGCGCCGCCAUCCGCUCCGGUCAAGGUCACGGCCGCCCUCGAGGCCCGAGCUGAGCUCAGGCGGGCGUGGCUGGCGGCGCCGGGCCCUGCCGGGUAGCCGUGCCGGUGCCGGUGCCGGUUUGGUGGCGCGACUCGUCUCCGCUUUGCGGCGGGCGCAAGGCCUCGGGCUGGCGGUCCCGGCAGCGGCGCUCAGGGAGCCCCGGACGGAGCCUCCGUGCCCGGUCUGUGGGCGGCAGUUGCGGGAGGCCGGCGCGGCACCGGGCCGUGAGGUGCUGUCACAGAGCUUGGGAGCUGAUUCCAAACCACGUCUGUAAGCCACGUCUGUUGGGCUCUGAGGUUCUUCCACAGUGUGGUUUCUUGCUCUUAUUUCUGUUCUAAAUCUUCUCGUUCACCAAGCAGAAUAAUUUUGCUGCGCCCUUCAAGUUUCUUAUCAUGUCCAAAGCCCGUUUUUGGUAUAGAAGCAUGAGGUGCUGCCUCCUGCCACACCUCACCACUCAGAUAUCGAGCAUACGGCCAUUGGGGGACGGUAACGCCUUGGGAGUAAUAACUGAGCAAUAGUGCGGAGCAAUGAUAGGGCGAACUGCAUGUUACGCUCAGUAGAGGGGAUCUGGAAUUCAGGCACUGUGGGCUCAGCACGGCCAUGCCCUGCCCCUCGCAUUCAGCAUCUGUGUCUGCGCGUGCUAGCCGUUCCCCCGGCCCUUUGUCUCUCUCUUCUUGACGAUAGUGCUGCUGUGGGGAAAAAUAGAGGGAAAGAACAACAGGAUAUUGUCUGCUUCUGGCCCCUGUGCCAACAGUGACAAAAUGUUGUUUUCUCUGCGUUUUCGGGAUUCUGGUUGGCUUUUAUUACUCACGGGUGCGCAUGAACGCGUGAAGAUGUGUUUUUAAAUUCUUGCAGUUACUGUGGAAACCUUGAGUCCCUGGGAGGAAGGUGGUGCCCCGUGUCUGCAUGCGGACGUUCCUGCUCUGGAGGAUGACCCUCUGAUCCGUGCAGAGGAAAAGAGGAGCUCAGCUGUCAAGCACAACAGGAAGGCGUGCGGUGCUGCGGUUUGCUGGGAUGACACCUGCAGAGCUGCCGCAGGCGUGGAAGUGAGCCACGGGCUGCAUGGUAGUGCCGAGGGAGCUGCGCUGCUGCACAAAUCUCCUGCCAAACCACAGUGCUGUUCUGGCUCCCAUUCCCUUUUCUGACACCUGUAGUGAGUCUGAAGCACGCUGCAACACAGACUUCUGCAGCAAGUGCUGAAGUGAAGAGGGCAUGGAGCAGCACUGAAAAAAGCCCUUUUAGCCAUCAGGAUUGCAGGCCAGGGACACAAGCUGCAACUGCGCCGGGGCCACCAAGCCAGGAGCUGGCUGCAUACAGCACUUGAAGGAGGACGAGCAGGGCACAGGUAUAUCUGUCAGGUACUGUCUGUGAUCUUUACCUGUGGAUCUACAGAAGUGAUUCCUUCCUAAACUCACUUCAGAGAAAUAAUUUAAUAACAGGACCUUACCACCUACUGAAAAGAUACAAUGACUGAGUUCCUGGUUUGUUUUAACUGGUGCAACGGUGAGCAGCCCCAGCCGAAGAGGCGUCAGCGAUUGGACCGGAACAUGAUAGGAGAACCAAUGAACUUUGUUCACAAUGCACAUGUGGGGAUAAGAGAGAUGAGUAGUGACUUUUCAUCAGCUGUAUCAAUUCAGGACCACAUGAAGUCUAAAGGUGGCUACACAAAUGGCACUUCUACAGCUGCUGAGUUAUAGGAAAUUGAAAGAAGGCUGACAUCUGCUCUGUCUUACAAAAGUCUUCUGGACUGUGCUUUCAGAUUCACUAAAACCUCUUUAUCAUGGAGUAUAGCGAGUACUUAAGUUAUAAUAGGUCAGUGCGAGCUUUUGCAUUCUUUGCACACUAGCUUCUGAAGGAGUUACUGAAAAUUAUCCUUAAAGUGUUCUGUGAUGGCAGUGCUUUAAUAGCAACUGUAGUUUGUCACUGUGGAUGACUUCUUAGCUGUGUUCCAAAAACCUCAAAGUUGUCUUGUAGGAGGGGAUAGGAAGGCAGUUUAAAUCGGCUGGGGUUUUGGUUUGUUUUUCUCUUCAAGAAAUGCAGAGAUUGAUUUUAUUUGAAAGACAAGAUGUUUGCACUUCUUAUGUGGGAUAAAUUGAAUUUCUAGAUAGGAUGCAGGCUAGGUAGCCUGCAAUACAACUUCUGACCUAAUUUUUGGAUGCAUAACUCUACUGAGCAGUAAUUUGGGGUGGUUUUUUUUUGUUUCUUUGUUUUAUUUCUCCAAGGCUUUUAUAGUGAACAAACUCUAGUUUAGUCUGCAAAAACCAGUGAAACUUCUGCCUUCUGUGAUAAAGCUUUUGUAAAAAUGCAAGUUUUGCAGACCAACCCACUCAGGAAAACAAGUAUUUCUCUCAGCUGCUCCCCUCCAUAGUGUAACUGAUGGGUGUUGAUGCAACAAUGCUAAUAACAGUAUGCUCACAACUGCAUGUUAAUUUUGCACAACCCCUAUUGAAUUUUAAACAAAGCCUACUCUAAGAUCACUUUCCAUUAUAACCUAUUUAUAGCAAUAGCUUUAUGGAUCUUGAAGAGGUAUCUCCAGAUUCUGCCUUCUUAAUUUCAACAUUUUUCCCUCAGAUGAAGUAUUUCUUAUACGUGGUUUUUACUUAAAGUAUGGUUUAAGUGACAGAGACAAGAGAAUAUUAAAUGGAAACUGCCUAUUACAGACUUCCAGCACUUCAUAAAUGCAGAUAUUUAGACAUACCCAAACUACAGUUUUUCACUUAGUUCUUAUUAAUCUUCCUUUUAAGUGAUAUGCUAAAACUACUGAAAUAGAGCUAGAUUUCUCUCUUAUCCAGUCACUGACCACUGCUCUCUGACAAAAUUAUGAGUGAGUAUUGGUGUAGAGACUGUGGAAAUUUGCUUGCUUUCAUAGGAUUAACUAAAUACAAGUGUUUAAAUUUCUGCAAAAUCCUCACCAGUAAAACCGUAAGUUACUGGGACUCUUCCCUUCUUGCUCUAGGCAUAAGAUCAGUCAUCAACCUUUUUCAUUAAAAAUAAAGUAUUUGCCAGCUGGAUUUUCUUGCAAGGGAGAUUUUUAACCAGUAUGGCUUACGAUACUUCUUAAAUCUGAAUGCGUGGCUUUGCUGAAGUUCUGCUCUGCAAAGCAUGUAAUACAGUGUAUUAGGGAAGUCAGAACAUGAAAGGUAGUUCUGUGUUUCUGUGUGUGUUCCCAAAAGAAACUUUUUCCCCAUGCUUCCUUCCCAUAUUUCAUCUUCAAGGACUAAAGAGGAAGAGAAUGAUACUUUCCUUAAUAGUCAACAGCUGAUGGUCACAUUUAACCACAUCAAAAAGAAUUUUAAUGUCCAUGUCUUGCUACAUCCUUACUUUUGAACUAGAAUACAUGUGAUAUUUUAAUACUAUUUAAAAUCACCUUGUUAACCAUAAAUGUAGCUUUUUAAACACUUUCAUAUUUCUGACUUCUAUCCUCAGACUUAUUCCAACAGCCUAGUUAGGAUGCAGAGUUCAAAGAAGCAAAAUUCUAUAUACUGUUGAGAAAGCGUAAAGUGGUCAAGUUAUUUUUAAAAAUAAAUUCUAACUGAUCUGCUAUUACAUUGAAUUUGUGUAUUCAUUAGUCUGUACUUACACAGAAAGAGCAGGGAGAGGAGAGCUGUGAUGAAGAAAAUGGGUUGUAUGUUCUUAAUGCUGGAGGAUAACAAGCCAGAGGAGAAUUAGUACUUCCUGAAGACCCAUUCUGUAUAUUUUCAAGAUAAAGGUGCAGUGUAUGCAUGACCAGAAGUAAAGAGGUUGGGGAUCAUGUUAGUUCUCAUGGCUGAAAAUACAUGGACAGAUAAUCUUGUUAUUACACUUGCCUGUAGGAAAAUUCCAGUCUUCAUUCUAUAAACCAAGCAGUGCUAUCUGGUACAAAACUCAUCUUCAUCACACCGUACAAUAUUAACAAGGGCCAUACACAAGUAAACUCAGUAGGCCUGUUAUUAAAGGAAAUGUUUUGCUAUUGCAUUAAAGGUGCCAUUAUUUUUUAAAUGUAAACAAACAUGAAAGCAUGUCUCAGGCAUUUUCUUUGUUGUAUAAUUAGAAGCAUAUUUAGCUGUAGUCUCUCAUGUAACACAGUAUAAGCCAAACUAGGUCAUAAUAAAUCUGUUGAAAGAGGCACUGCACUCCUUUCAUACUGUGAAUUUCUUGGUAUUUUUCUCCGCACUGAAGAUCUGUUGGCCAGGUGGAUGAAUCAGCAUGGCUUGCAACUUUACUGCACAGAAUCCCAUUUCUCCACUAGAGAGCACAAUUUGCCAUCGAGUCUCUUCUGUCUCUGGUCUGUACAAGUUGUUACGCCAGCAUGGAGGGAUUUUGUUGUUUAUUUUAUUUCAGCCAAGUUAAAAUGAAAAAGAAAAAGGAGUGACUGACACCAAGGGAUCAAACUUGUUGAUCUGUCUUGUAGGCUGUGAUUAAGUCACACCAGUAGUGCUAAUGGCAUUGAAAGGUUGCUCUGUGACUCGAUGGCAUUUUUAUCAUUUCUUUUUCAUACUCAGAAAUAAAGUAACAUGUGAGAGGAGCAGGAUUAAAUCUUUCACAGGGAGUCUGUCAGAGUCUCAGUGCUGUAUCUGCCUUCUUUAAAAAAAAAAAAACAAAAAACAAAAAAACAAAGAGGAGGAGAGGAGCUGUGAUUUCAGAUACUGUCUGUCCAUUUUGUGACGUCCCUGCUGGGCUUUACCAACAAUUCCAUGUUGUUGACUAAGCUUGCAGUAAGCUUGCAGUCAAUUUUUAGAAAAGGUGUUUUGCCUUUCCAUGACCUAAUGCGUCCUUUUAUCUCUUGCUGUGGCCUUAUAAAAAUUGUGUGACAUUACUCUACAUUCCAGUUAUCCUAUAAUAUGGUAACUUGCUACCCAUGCAGUAGGGCUAUUGCUUUGUAUGACUUUGCAUAUUGGACUGCCAGGUGGUUUUGUAGAUUCCAGUAUGCACAGACAAGAAUUGCUUGCUGUGCCAGCAAAAAUAAGCAAAAUUUGACAAUAAAUUCCAUGGAGGCAUGGUUGUGAAAUUUAUUACACGUUACUAAGUACAGUAACAUUACGAGAAAUUACAUCCGCCACUUGAAGAUGGCGUGGCUGCUUGAUUGUCUUUGGAUGUACUUUGUUAUCAGCACUGUGACACUGCUGUAAAAAAAGAUAAGAGUGCUUUGUCUGCCUCUUAUAACUGCUGUGGAGAGAUGAACAGGGGGAAAAAACAGGGUUGUGCAACAGGUGUGUCAAUGAUGUCCUCUGGUGAGUUGGCUCCUGCAAGGCUUUCAGAUGCUUUGUGGUUCUUAAAGCACUACGUUAUAAAAUCAUUCAGGUACAGUUAGGCAUAUGAUUAGUAAUAUGAGGUAGAAGCUAGAUCUUCCUUCCUAGUGUUUCCUUGUGUUUUCUUUUCUCAAGAGAGCGAACUCUUCAGAGAGGCUGGUUAAAAGGAAUACUGGCUAUACACUGACUUGCACAGGUAACUAGAUUGUGCUUCUAGUUUGAGUCGUGAUGGUUGGCUUUCAGUUCUAAGAUUCGUAAGACAGAUAGGGAAGAGUUAACAUCAAAGGUGUGGAGUCCGGAAAUAAAAAUUGGUUCUGUACGCUGCAGAUUGGCGGCAAGGCAGAAAAUGAAGACAAACCAUAAGUAGAACCAUGUUUUGAGAAAAGCAAGGCUGCUUGGAAUAAAUCGCUUACAAUACACAUAUUUUAAAAAAGGGGAGGCUUUGCAUUUUAACUCCUUGCAGUUGUUGUACCACUCUUACUAUGUAUCUUUUUGUGUUAAUAUACGGGCUAGCUCAGUAGAUUUUAGACCCAGAGUGGCAUUUAAUGAUUGAAAUUCACAAUUUUAGAUGCUUCUGUCUAUACCCAAAGUCCCUGCGCACCUAAAGAGAUGCUCUGCAUCUACAGGCAAACUACACAGUAAUGGCUUGUAAGACCAAGCACAGCCUGGUGCAUAAGGCCCAGGCUGCUUCUAUCAGUGGUUUCCCUGUUUCAUACUCAUGUGAUUACAGUGUGUAUAUAUAAGAAGUGUCUCAGUACCAUGCAGAAUGUGAUCUCUCUAGGAACUGGCCUGUUGGAGAGUUGUUUCUUCAACAGAGCCUUAAGGUAUGGAUUUAUCAUAGCAUGCAGCUCUGAGGCAAUGUUGUGUUUUUUGCUACACGAAAAAAUGAAGUCUCUUUGUUUAUUGCUCAGUUCCUUAUAUCCUAGAGAAGGAAGUGGGAGAGGCAAGUACAGGAACCACUGAAAACAUGAGUUAGACAAGGGAAGCAGAUUUAGAAGCCAUGGAGAAAUGCUAUGGUAUACGUAUAUGAGGAAUGAGCAGAGAGCAGAACAUGUGCAAGUUAAUGUUCGUUUCGUAUCACGCGCAGUCCGGCUUUCUUAAUAUCAACAUGGAAAAUUGGUAAGGUGUGUACAAUUAGUAUAUGGAGGAAAUUGGGCACUUAUAUGCAUGACUAAGCUGGGACUUUAUACCCUCCGCUUGCACUGUUUCAUGUAAUGCUGACUGCCAGUGCCACGUCAGUGGAUGCUGGUAUGCCCUUUCUGCAGUGUCUUCAGUCAUAUGAAGAACCCCCAGAUGCUAGCUCUGUGUUCAGCAGUUGCUGACUGAUGGCAUGUAUGAGUUUGGAAGACAAGGCAACAUUUUUUUUAAGACAAAUGUGAGGUUGCAGCUGUUGUAACAGCUGAGGGAGAAUGCUGAGGCCUGAUGCACUCACCACAGCCUCCAUGAACACCAAGCGAAGAAAACUUAGAGUUAAAAUAAUGGUGCUAAAGUGUAUUUGACUUCAGUUCACAGUGCUGCCAAAACCUCGGGGAAAUUAACUGGAUCAAUCUGGUGCUCACUCUGGAAGAGUGUGGACAGGUUGGAGCUGAAAGAUGAUGGAGAUUUCCUCCAGUCUGAUUGGGUCUGAGUGAUUUUCCACUCAGUGCAGGCCAAGAUACCAGGAGGUAACCUACAACAGCUUUCCAGCCAGACCUUUGCUCUUGAUGCUGUGCAAAGAAAGGAAGCAUGAAAGAAACCCGCGAGAGCACUUCUGAGUAGGGAGGGGCAUUACCACCGUGUGUGUGCCAAAAGAGCGCGCAGCGUGAGGUGCUUGACCCUGAACGAGGACUGCUGUCUUCUCCUGGCUGCUUCCAGCUGAGCAAAAUCAUGUUAUAAUUAAGAAUCGUGGCCUUUCAGGGAGUCUGGGGUGCGCUGGUACUCUUAGGGCUCUAUAUCACCUCAACUCAGUGCUAAUGAACUUGUUAAGCAUUGCAGUAUGGCUACUGAACAUUUUGUUCUGUUUUUGUACACCCUGUAACAUGACCAAAAUCCUGAAAUGUUAUCCAGAAAUGUUCAAAUGGGAAGAAGUUUUCUUAAUCUAGUGUUAAUGUGGUUAAGAUGGGUGAGAUGGGCAAGAACAAUUCUCAGCUCCAGGUCAUCAUCUGAAUUGUGAAUUCAGGGCCACAAAGCAGACAAACUUUUCUGAAUUUUAUUAAAUCAAUGUAAGUGGGAAGAUUCUCAUGGUACCAGUUUUUUAUGUUUCCUCAGGUACUUCCAUAUAAAUCCAACCUGGACAAAACCAAGGUUAUUGUUACCAGAUGUCCACCUUUAUUCAGGAAAAAGAAAUUCAAGAUGAAUGAUGUCUUUUAUUGUUAAUUUUCUCAUAUUUUGGAAAAUUCAGAUGGCAUAAUAUUGGACAGAAUAUUUAAUUGCAUAUAUAAUACGUGGUUAAAUGUGUAUGUAGAUAGAUCUUGCAUCUUAAGUAAUGUGGAAGAAAAUAAUCCAUUCUUUUAAACUGAAUCUAGUGGCUUACUGAAGGUUAAGAACUGAACUCAAGACUACAGUUACACUUUUUGGGUAUGCUGAUAGAGCUGACAAUGGCCCGUACAAGUAGAUGACUAAUUUUAGAUACUUCAUCAAAUAAUUAGAAAAAGUGUUAGAUUAUAGGAUUUUUUGUCACAGUAUUUAUAUACAUCUGAUCUUGCUGGUCCUUAAGAAAGAUGUGGACCUUUCCCGUAACUUGCUUGAGCAGAGACCGGAGGUGAAUGGAGACAAAACAGAUGAUGAGUAAUUAACCUCAUCAUAGUGAGCUGUCUGAAACAAAGGAUUUGUACAUCACUCAAAACAAUCCCAUUUUUUGUAUGUAUAAAUCCAUUAAAAAUAAUAUCUGUAAGGUUGUCGAGUCGAGUGCUGAAGCUGCAAAUUAAUAGUGAAAGUAAUAUGCUUUUAAAUGCAUAUUUAUGCAAAAGUUAUCCAUGUUUACUCUCACAGUCUCUGCCAUCAGGGAAUAUUAAAACCUGACUCAAUACUUUUGAGAGUAUGACACAAACUUGAAAAUGUAAUUCAGAAGUAAGGCUUAUAGUGCUUCCUUAAUGCAUGCUAAGGUGACCUUGCUGCAUAAUGGCAUGUGAGGAAGGCUUUCCCUAGUUUCUCUUAACUUUAAACACUACCUUUGAAAACCCCAUUUGAAUUGACUGUUCUCUCUGCUGUAUAAUGUCCAGCAAACUAAGGCACCUCUUGAUUGUGUACAUUAACAUUAACUGAUGCUCAGAUAAGGCUGUUAGUACAUGGGGAGAAGUUGAUAGAUGUGUGUUUGAAUGAAUAAAUACUCCUUAACUGCCAGUAUUACUGUGUUUUGGAUCAUUGUCUUGAGGGGAGAUAGAAGACUGUCAGGCUGUUGCCAUGUGAGUACAUCUCUCAGAGAUGGCAUCUUUCAGAAACAAUGUUCCCUGAGUCACUUUAAUCAAGAGGUUUCACUGUGAAAGAGACAAGAGUUUCUAGGGUGGUAGAAUUUGCUUUGGUUAAACCACUUCCUUUUUCAUGUCACCUGCUUUAUUUUGCACUAUUACUCUGCCCUCUACUUAAUUUUCCUAUGAAUAUAUUUACAUUGAGUGUUUGAGUCACUGUUCUCUCUUAGUUCUUAGAAAUUAACACAUUAAAAAUUCCUCAAUCCUUUUGAAGCUUGUGUGUUAAUUAACCCUGAAUCCCUGCGUUACUGAUUUCUGUAUGAAAUAACUGUUCAGCGUGAAGAGUCUAGUCUUUUAAUUACAAUGUUAGUCCUCUAAAAAUCAUGCAUCGUAUUUUCUUCUGAAUGUUUAAUGCUGGUAGCCACCCUUGCAAGCUGCCUAUCUAACAAGAUAACAAUCUUCUGUUUACAGUUUUUCACUCAAAAUUAGAGGAUAGUAAUUCAAAGAUAACAGAAGAACAGAUUGAAAUGGAUAGAGAGAUAUAGGAAAAGAAACAGAAAAGACAAGUUGGUUGGGAUAAGCUUAUUUAAAAGCUAAGGUGACAUGCAUGAAAAAAAAUACCCCAUAUAGUUCCUAGCACCAUUGGAGAAUCAGGAGAAUGGCACUGGAAUGGAAAAUGUUUCAGAUGCGUUUCCUAAUGCGCAAAAUAAUUUGUGUUUAGAAGUGUGUGCAUGUUGUGAAAUACAGGCAGGUGGAAGGAAGGGAUAAUUUCAUAAUCUCUUCAAAAAGGAUUUCACUAUAUGCAUGUUAUUAUUCAAACAAUUUAUUUUCUGUGCUAAUGGCUAUUUAGCUUAGUUUCUGCUUUCAAACAAAUGUGCUCAAAGCCUGCUUUAAACGUGUGUGUUCCUAAAGCUUUGAAAUGCUUUAGGAAUGCCUGAGUCAUUACAGGUUUUAUUUCAUGUUGAUGUUUGGGUUAGGGAAGGGGUUUUUUGGAGAGAGUUGUUUCUGUUAUUUUCUUUGAUGGAUGUAAUUAUGGCAGUUCCGGAAGGAUGCAAUUCUUGGAGUGGUUUGUUGGUAUCUUAUGCUGCUUAGGUAGAAGCUAUGGGUAGGAGUUUCCCUCCCUGCUAUAUC
Messenger RNA from Lagopus muta (rock ptarmigan), 10002 nucleotides. Its product is annotated as CDC42 small effector protein 2-B-like. Lineage: Eukaryota; Metazoa; Chordata; Aves; Galliformes; Phasianidae. Gene Ontology annotation, cellular component: plasma membrane. Bases 1724 to 1954 code for a protein of 76 amino acids. The transcript is spliced from 4 exons. The record is from RefSeq and is a predicted model, not a curated record. Gene Ontology annotation, molecular function: small GTPase binding. Gene Ontology annotation, biological process: regulation of Rho protein signal transduction.